This is a messenger RNA of Acanthochromis polyacanthus (spiny chromis), 2345 nucleotides long. Its product is annotated as metabotropic glutamate receptor 6-like. Gene Ontology annotation, cellular component: membrane. The record is from RefSeq and is a predicted model, not a curated record. Gene Ontology annotation, biological process: G protein-coupled glutamate receptor signaling pathway; regulation of synaptic transmission, glutamatergic. The coding region runs from base 106 to 2157 and encodes 683 amino acids. Gene Ontology annotation, molecular function: adenylate cyclase inhibiting G protein-coupled glutamate receptor activity. The transcript has 14 exons. NCBI's taxonomy places the organism in Eukaryota, Metazoa, Chordata, Actinopteri, Pomacentridae.
AUCCCUCAGGUGAGCUAUGCCUCCACGGCCCCAGAGCUCAGCGACAACAACAGGUACGACUUCUUCUCCAGGGUGGUUCCUCCAGACUCCUACCAGGCCCAGGCCAUGCUGGACAUCGUCAGAGCUCUGGGAUGGAACUACGUCUCUACUCUGGCCUCUGAGGGCAACUAUGGAGAGAGUGGAGUGGAGGCCUUCAUGCAGAUCUCCAGGGAGGCAGGUGGGGUGUGCAUUGCUCAGUCGGUAAAGAUUCCUCGUGAGCCGACAGCCGGAGAGUUCGACAAAAUCAUCCGUCGUCUGAUGGAGACAAGUAACGCUCGCGGUGUCAUCAUCUUCGCCAAUGAGGACGACAUCAAGCGUGUCCUUGAGGCGGCAAAGCGUGCUAACCUGACGGGUCACUUCCUGUUUGUCGGAUCGGACAGCUGGGGGGCCAAGAGUUCACCAAUCACAGAGCUGGAGGACGUGGCUGAAGGCGCUGUCACCAUCCUGCCCAAACGGACGUCCAUCGACGGCUUUGAUCAGUACUUCGUGUCUCGUUCUCUGGAGAACAACCGCAGGAACAUCUGGUUCGCUGAGUUCUGGGAGGACGACUUCAGGUGCAAACUGACCCGACCUGGAGUCAAACUGGACCCUGACAAGAAGAAGUGCACAGGUGACGAGAGGAUUGGCCGGGACUCGACCUACGAACAGGAGGGGAAGGUCCAGUUUGUGAUCGAUGCCGUCUACGCCGUGGCUCACGCCCUCCACAACAUGCACCAGGACCUCUGUCCCGGCAGCUUCGGGGUCUGUGGGAACAUGGACCCGGUGGAGGGACGUUCUCUGCUGGAAUACAUCAGAGCCGUCAACUUCAACGGUAGUGCAGGUACAAGUGUUCUGUUCAAUGAGAACGGAGAUGCUCCUGGACGCUACGACAUCUUCCAGUUCCAGAUGACCAAUCACAGCCACCCUGGUUACCAUGUCAUUGGCCAAUGGACCAAUAACCUGAGGCUGAAUCUGGAGGAGAUGCAGUGGUCUGGAGGAGACAGAUCUGUUCCAGACUCCAUCUGUAGUUUUCCUUGUAAACCAGGAGAGAGAAAGAAGAUGGUGAAGGGAGUUCCCUGCUGCUGGCACUGUGAGCUCUGUGAUGGGUAUCAGUACCAGGUGGAUGAGUUUAACUGUGAGACCUGUCCGUCAGACAUGCGCCCUGCCCCCAACAGAACCACCUGUCGCCCGACUCCCAUCAUCAAGCUGGAAUGGAACUCCCCCUGGGCCCUAGUGCCCGCCUCCCUCGCCAUGCUUGGUAUCCUAGCAACCAGCGCCGUGGUCGUCACGUUCAUCCGUUUCAACGACACGCCCAUUGUCAGGGCGUCAGGGCGGGAGCUGAGCUACGUCCUGCUGACAGGUAUCUUCCUGAUCUACCUGAUCACCUUCCUGAUGAUUGCUGAGCCAGGUGUGGUGGUGUGUGCGUUCCGGCGCCUCCUGCUGGGCCUCGGCAUGGCCAUCACCUACUCCGCCAUGUUAACCAAAACCAACCGCAUCUACCGCAUCUUCGAGCAGGGCAAGAGGUCGGUGACCCCGCCCAAGUUCAUCAGCCCCACCUCCCAGCUCGCCAUCACCUUCAUCCUCAUCUCUGUCCAGGUGCUCGGUGUGUUCGUGUGGUUCGCCGUCGUCCCUCCUCACACCAUCAUCGACUACGAGGAGCAGCGACCUCCGAACCCUGACUUCGCUCGCGGCAUCCUGAAGUGUGACAUGUCCGACCUGUCAAUCAUCUGCUGCCUCAGCUACAGCAUCGUUCUCAUGGUAACCUGCACAGUGUAUGCGGUGAAGAGUCGUGGUGUUCCAGAGACGUUCAACGAAGCGAAGCCGAUCGGGUUCACAAUGUACACCACCUGCAUUGUCUGGCUCGCCUUCGUACCCAUCUUCUUUGGUACCGCACAGUCCACCGAGAAGAUGUUCAUCCAGACAGCCACUCUGACCGUGUCCAUGUCUCUGAGUGCCUCCGUGUCUCUGGGAAUGCUCUACCUGCCCAAGGUCUACGUCAUUGUGUUCCACCCGGAGCAGAACGUUCAGAAGAGGAAGAGGAGCUUCAAGGCGGUGGUCCAGGCAGCCAGAUUGUCUCAGAAAUCAUCAAAUGAGAAACAGAACGGAGAGACCAAGAUUGAACCGGACAGAACGCAGUAGUACGACAGUAAUAUUGCAAUAAUACUGCACCCUACAGGUAGCUGCUGACCAAUCCCUGUGCAGAUCCUGAUGAUGUCAUGAAGAGAACACACAUGCACACACUCUCUCUCUCUCUCUCUCGUGUAAACUAUCCUCUGAGCUUUUAUUUCACUGUUUUUAAGAUGGAACAUAAAAAAAUUAAAAAAUAA